GCGGAGAACAUGAAGGAACAGAAGGAGCCCAGGCAUCGUAAAGAUAACCGGCGUCCAGACCUUGAAAUAUACAAGCCUGGCGUCUCCCGGCUUAGGAACAAACACACACUAUUAAAACAGGAAGCCUCAGCGCAUGAAGGGACCAGAUCUGAGGAAUCCAAGGAUGAAACUGCUAGUGACAAAGAUCCUGCUGGUACUGGAGGGGGAUCUCAGGUCACUGGAGAUCUCAGCAAAGGUGACAGCCAGAAGCAGGAUGGUCCCUCCCAGGGAAAUGGAGAGAUGGAAAGUAAAGCUGUUUUUCAGAGCCAAGAGAAUUUGGAUAAACACUCUGUCUCAGAUGACUGGUGUCCCAGGAUCAUCAGGAGAACCAAGAAGCCGGACCAGCAGAUCUAUCAGCCUGGGAGACGCCUGCAGACUGUUGCCAAGGAGGCAGCCAGCCAGCCAGCCAAUGAUGAAAUCGUCAGUAAGAUGGAACAGCUGAGAGUUGAAGGAGAUGAAGAGACUGAAAGGGACAUUGGGAAAGGCAGCAACAGCAGCAGAACUAAACUGAACAGAGAGGAGAGGGAGGGAAGCUUGACUAGUGAGGGAGUGAAAAGUGCAAGGGGAGAAAAAGGAAUGGAGGUAGAGCGGGCUGACAGGGUCAGGAAAUCAAGUGAUGACUUGAUCCAGGGGAAGCUGGGAUCUACAAAGCGAUACUCCCGCUCUGACAAACGAAGGAGCCGAUACCGCACCUGUAGCACAAGCUCAGCAGGGAGCAACAACAGCACAGAUGGAAUCCCACUGGCUGAUGGGGGAAAGAAGCGACAGGAGCGGGCCAAAGAGAGAAGCCGUCCUAAAAAACAGCUCUCUGCUUCCUCCACUGACUCUCUGGAAGAUGACAAAAUUGGGGAGACAGAAGCAUAUGACGCUAGCGGAAAUUCAGAGAGAAAGCACCCAGAGCAGAGCCGAGCUUCUCAAAGUGAGAGUGAGUGGAGCAGCAAUGGGAAGGAGGCCAAGGGAGCCCUGCGCGUCACCUUCGAUAACACGACUGUGAACAGAGACAUCUGUGUGGCGCAGACAGACAAGAAAAAGCCUCCAAAGGUUUUUAAUGUAAGUGACUCCCUAGAGGCUGUGGAGGUGAAGGGCAGGGAGCCUCAAGGGAGAGGCCGUGGGAUUCUCAUCCUGCCUGCCAACACAGACCUCUCAGCCAGUGCUGCAGGCUCUCCCGGAUCUACCCAGUCUGGGCCCAGGCUUCUGCUUGGGAGUGGUGGCAGCAAGGGGCCCAGAGGCAGGGGCCGUGGAGGCACGAUGCGCAGAUUGUGGGAUCCAAACAACCCAGACCAAAAACCUGCUCUGAAGAGCCAGACAUCACAGCUUCAUUUUCUAGAUACUGAUGAUGAAGUGAGCCCCACUUCCUGGGGGGAUGCGCGCCAGUUGCAGGCCUCCUACUAUAAAUUUCAGAACUCUGACAACCCCUAUUAUUACCCUAGUCCAAAAGGCCAAGGUCCUCAGUAUUCUUAUGGAGGGUAUUCUUUGCAAUAUCAGAUGGGCCCCAAUAACAGUGUUUACCCAGGAGCUUACUACCCCGGAUAUCCAGGCCAGUCAGGGCAGUAUGUCUGCAGCCCCCUCCACUCUACCCCUUUGAGUCCAGAGAUGGAGCAGCAGAUGAGGAACAUACAGCAGCAGGAGCUCAGCAAACUCCUGCGAGAGGCUGGGAACCAGGAGCAGCAGCUCAGCAACCUGCUUUCCAGAGACGGCAUCAGCCCCGAGGGUCUUGAGAAGAUGGCACAACUGAGAGCGGAGAUGCUGCAACUUUAUGAACGAUGCAUCCUCAUGGAUAUUGAGUUUUCCGAUAACCAGAAUGUGGAUCAGCUGCUCUGGAAGAACGCCUUCUAUCAGGUGAUUGAGAAAUUCCGGCAGCUCCUCAAGGAUCCGCUAGGGGAGAACGGGCAGGAAAUUCGGAACAAACUGCUCCAGCUCCUCAAUGAGGGCACUAUUUUCUUUGACAAUUUGCUUCAGAAGCUGCAGGUGUCAUACCAGUUCAAACUGGAGGAUUAUAUGGAUGGGAUGGCCAUUCGCAGCAAGCCCUUGCGGAAGAUGGUGAAGUACGCGGUGAUCAGUGCCCAGAGGUGUAUGAUUUGCCAAGGGGACAUUUGCCGGUACAGGGAGCAAGUGAACGACACAGCAAACUAUGGGAAAGCACGCAGUUGGUAUCUGAAGGCUCAGCACAUAGCCCCCAAAAAUGGCCGUCCAUACAAUCAGUUGGCCCUGCUGGCUAUCUACACGAGGAGGAAGCUGGAUGCUGUCUACUAUUACAUGCGCAGCCUGGCCGCCAGCAACCCCAUCCUCACAGCCAAAGAGAGCCUCAUGAGCCUGUUUGAAGAGACAAAACGCAAGGCUGAGCAGAUGGAACAGAAGCAGCAUCAGGUACUGGAACUGAGCCCCAGCCGACGAGGGAAGGGCAAGAAAUCCACGUUCCGACAAGUUGGAGACGACGCCACUCGGCUGGAGAUCUGGAUUCAUCCUUCCCACCCCCGCUGCUCCCAUGGCCAUGAAUCCGACAGGGAGUCUGAGCAGGACAACGGUCUUGGGAACCUCAGCCCCAGUGACCUGAACAAAAGGUUCAUCCUCAGUUUUCUCCAUGCCCAUGGGAAGCUGUUUACCAGGAUUGGGAUGGAGACGUUCCCGUCAGUGACAGAGGAGGUACUGAGGGAGUUCCAGGUGCUGCUGAAGCACAGCCCCCCUCCCAUUGGAAGCACCCGCAUGCUGCAGCUCAUGGCUAUCAACAUGUUUGCGGUGUACAAUUCCCAGCCCAAAGAGUGCUUCUCGGAGGACUGUCGCUCAGUGCUCCAGGAACAGGCCACGGCGCUGGGACUCUGCAUGUUCGCCCUGCUGGUGAGGCGCUGCACCACCUUACUGAAGGAGUCUGUCCGAGCUUGGCCCCAGGAAGCAGAGCAGGACGAGGAGGAUGAUAUCAAGGUCUCCGCUUUGCCCCAGGAUCUGAAGGAGCUCCUACCCAGCGUGAAAGUCUGGUCGGACUGGAUGCUUGGCCACUCGGACACCUGGAACCCCCCUCCCACCUCCCUUGAGCUGCCCAAACAGGUCUCAGUGGAUGUGUGGGCGACACUGGCCGACUUCUGUAACAUACUGACCACAGUGAAUCAGUCAGAGGUGCCGUUGUACAAGGACCCCGAUGAUGACCUUUCCCUGCUCAGCCUGGAAGAGGAUCGGCUCCUUUCAGGCUUUGUCCCCCUGCUGGUCACCCCCCAGGAGCCCUGCUACGUGGAGAAAACCUCGGACAAGGUUAUUGCAGCUGACUGCAAGAGGGUCACAGUUCUGAAGUAUUUCCUGGAAGCCCUUUGUGGACAAGAAGAGCCUUUGCUGGCAUUCAAGGGUGGAAAAUAUGUGUCAGUGGCACCCGUCCCAGACGCCAUGGGAAAGGAAAUGGGAAGCCAAGAGGGAAAACAACUGGAAGAUCAGAAGGAGGAUGACUUGAGGAUUGAGGCAUUUGAAGAUGAUUCUGAGGCUGAAGUCAGUGGAGAAGAGUUUGACAUCAGGGAACUCAGAGCCAGGAAGCAAGCACUGGCCAGGAAAGUAGCUGAGCAGCAGCGUCGUCAGGACAAGAUUCAGGCUGUGCUGAAGGAUCAGAGCCAGAUGCGGCAGAUGGAGCUGGAGAUCAGACCUGUCUUCCUGGUGCCAGACACCAACGGCUUCAUCGACCACCUGAACAGCCUAAAGAAGCUGCUGGAGUGGCGGAAGUUCAUCCUGGUGGUGCCCCUGAUUGGGUCAGUGUGAUCCCUUCACCGAGGGAGCUGAGCUGGCCCCUAGGUGCGGGUGCGGGAGGCACAACAUUCCCCUAAUUCCUCUGCACGGUGUCCUCGUUCUCGGACUGCAGGCUGCACAGAACCUUGCACCCCCGGGAUGCAGCAAGGGGUUAAGUGCAGCUUUCCAUUCACUUUGUUUCUCUUGCUCUUUAACCUGCUCCGUGCUCCUCGAGCCUGACCCUGCCACAGAGAAGCCAGGCCUGGUGCAGAAGCACAAACAAGCCUCCCCUUUGAAGCCUGUUUGGUUUGGAAGCAGGAAAGUGGAUUUCGGGAUGGAAUACCAGCUUUUCCUGUUUGAUGUUCCGUUUUUGCACCACUUCCCUCACCCCCCCCCCCCCCCAAAUCCCAGCCGUGCAGUGUGUGGAAAUGGCAACAGUGGGUCUCUGGAGUCAGGAAUGAGUGAGGAGUGAAGCAGCUCCAUGUAACUUUCAUCUGAAUACCCAGACAAUGAGUGCCAGCCUCCCCCUAGAACAGAGUGCUCACACAGGCUCCCUGGGCAGUGAUUCACAGCACUGGGGAGAGGCCCCAGACCCCGAACGCUCUCCCCAAGCCCCCGAGGAAUGCAUAUUUCCCACUUGAUCUCAGGACUUUGGCUUGUUGCUUGGAAAGAAUCUUCAGAAAUUAAGCCAUGUCUGAAAGCCAGACUGCGCACGGAGGCUCACUCACUCCCUCCCGUGCACAGGCUCGCUCACACGUGUGCACAGAGAGCAGUCACCCGCUUGCCCAUGCCCACAGUCCCACUGUCUGUCACACAUGGGCUGUUUCUGCCAGGUGAAAGUGCCUCCUGGGGUGUCUCUUAUUGGGAGAGGCUGUGGGCCAGGGGCUCCCAGCGCUUUCUGUGCGACAGCCCCUAUGGGCAUUGCUGCGGUCUCUCUUGCUGCCAAGGGCAGCCCCCACUCUGUCCUCAGGUGCUGGAGUGGCUGAGGUUUUCCUGUCUAUUGGCACCAAUACAGAAAGCUCUAGGACUUAAAUCCUCAGCCAAGCAAAAUGAGCAGCAGGCCUGGGAGUCAGCCUGAUCCGGGGUGAGGCUCUGCGUGUCAGGAGGGCAGCAUGGUGUCUCUCCCUCCCCGUGUCAGUCGCAGGGCAGCAGAGAGGACCCUCUGUCCCACAGGCUGGGCAGGAGGGAUCUUGCUUCUCCCUACUUCAGCCAGCCCUGUAAGGGGUUGGGACUGUGUGUCAUCCUGCCUAGAGGACCAGAGCCAACUGGCAAUCCCACCUUCCCCCGUGAGCCGGGGACAGUGGCUGCCAUGAGGCUCGUUGCAGGGGAGACGGCAGGGUCAGGAGUUCUGCAGGCUUCUGUGAAGGUGCUGCGGGGCGCAAGCUGCCCACGUGUAGCACUUAGCCAGGUACAUUCCUGAGCAGCAUCAGUGAUUAGCUGCUGUAGCCAGGAGGUGGAGAUGGGGCUGGAUGGCCCAGCAUCGUCCUCCAGCCGGCACUGCCCUGGGUCUGGCCUCCCCACAGGCUCUCUCCCCUCCUGUCCCUCAGCCUGAGCUCUGAGUAAAGCAUCUGGCUCAGCAUAAGUGGGUGACAGUAGUGCCUGGAGACCCUCCAGGAUCCAGCCUCCUUGUGCUGGGCACAUUCAGAGACCACCCCUGCCCUGAAAAUCGUACACUCCAAAUAGGCAAGACAAAGCCGAAGGGGCAGGAGAAAAGCAGCAGCAUUCUCUCCAUUUUGCAGGUGGGCAACUCAGGCCCAGGGAUGAAGUGACUUACCCAGGCUCACCUGAAGAGUCUGUGGCAAAGCCAGAAAUUUAACCUGCAUCUCCUGAGUUUCAGUCCAGUGCCCUAUCCAUAAGGUUCUUUGGCAGGUCUGUGUCAGUCUUUGACUGCAGUUCCCAAGAGCAUCCUGCUGCAUCCUAACUCAGCUUCCUCUUCCCUUU
Chelonoidis abingdonii (Abingdon island giant tortoise) is the source of this 5682-nucleotide messenger RNA. The record is from RefSeq and is a predicted model, not a curated record. Lineage: Eukaryota; Metazoa; Chordata; Testudines; Testudinidae.